Sciurus carolinensis (gray squirrel) is the source of this 1990-nucleotide messenger RNA. It is a transcript of the gene Oser1, whose product is annotated as oxidative stress responsive serine rich 1. Gene Ontology annotation, biological process: cellular response to hydrogen peroxide. The coding region runs from base 264 to 1142 and encodes 292 amino acids. Lineage: Eukaryota; Metazoa; Chordata; Mammalia; Rodentia; Sciuridae. The record is from RefSeq and is a predicted model, not a curated record. The transcript has 5 exons.
GGCCGCCCCUUCCGCGGGUUUGGAUCCGGGUCAGUCAGGCGCGGCGGUCGGGGAGAGACGAUCUGAACUGACGGGACUGGAUCACCGGAGCGCCCCAGCUGCGAGGAGCCCGGGAAUUCUUCCGAGGGGCAGUUUUCCAGCUGGAGGCCUGAUUGGGCAGAGCCAAGGCCCUGGACAGCUCCCCGCUCAGCGCGGACCCCAUUCCUCGAGACCCCCGCCCCAGUAUUAACGGGAACAUCUAUAGUAGUGCAAAAACUUUCACAAUGAAAUCUGAAGCCAAGGAUGGAGAGGAGGAGAGUCUACAAACUGCUUUCAAGAAAUUAAGAGUGGAUGCAUCAGGGUCCAUAGUAUCACUGUCUGUUGGAGAAGGCCCGAGCGUCAGAGCAUCAGUCAGAACAGCAGCAGAUGAUCCCAAACCUAAAACCUCCUGUGCAUCUAAAGACAGUUGGCAUGGGUCUACAAGGAAGUCCUCACGAGGAGCAGUGAGAACCCAGCGUCGUCGACGUUCUAAGUCUCCUGUCCUUCAUCCUCCAAAGUUCAUACACUGCAGUACAAUAGCAUCUCCUUCCAGCAGCCAGCUCAAGCACAGAAGCCAGACUGACCCCCCUGAUGGCAGCAGCGGGCUGGGAAUUUCAACUCCUAAAGAGUUCAGUGCAGGAGAAGGCUCUGCUUCGCUGGAUGCCAAUCACACAGGGGGAGUCGUUGAGCCUUUGGGAACCUCAGUUCCAAGGCUGUCAUCAGAGAGUAAGACAGAAGACUCCUCUGAUGCUACCCAAGUCUCCCACACAAGUCUCAAGGCCAGCGAUCUCUCUGACUUUCAAUCUGUUUCCAAGCUAAACCAGGGCAAGCCAUGUGCAUGCAUAGGCAAGGAGUGCCAGUGUAAGAGAUGGCAUGAUAUGGAAGUGUAUUCCUUUUCAGGCCUGCAGAACGUCCCUCCCUUGGCCCCAGAACGAAGAUCCACGCUUGAGGACUACUCUCAGUCGCUGCAUACCAGAACUCUGUCUGGCUCUCCCCGUUCCUGUUCUGAGCAAGCUCGAGUCUAUGUGGAUGAUGUGACCAUUGAGGACCUAUCAGGCUACAUGGAAUAUUACUUGUAUAUUCCCAAGAAAAUGUCCCACAUGGCAGAAAUGAUGUACACCUGAUAGCAAAAGGCUAAUUCACAUGCUUUAAACCAAUGAAGGGUUGUCAAAGAGAUUUAGUUAAUGGCAGACCUUGUGGCCACUUUGUGUGAGAAGACAUCUUUCUGCUCACUGUGCUUGCAAUAAAAACUUUUCUUGGCAUCUCAGUUAAUCUUCAUUCUUUAUACUUACUCUUGAGUUUUUUCAUACCCAUCAAGGUAAACAGAUCAAAGAAAAUCCCCCUCAUCUAGAAAUGUUCAUGGGGGAUGAAGAAACCGUAAUUACUUGAGACUGGUAGCAGUGGGUAUAUGGAGAAAGCCUUUUGUAAAACACCAUUUUUUACUGUUUAAGAUUUGGUAGCCAAGGAAAGUCAGUUUGUAACUGAACUAAACAUUUGUCAUGUUGUAGUUGCCAGCCUGCAGUAUUAGAAAUUAUAAGACUGAUUUAAACCAUUUCAGAUUUAGUGGAGGAUUUAUGUCAUUAAAGGUUUCUUGAGCCAGAGGUCUAAGGUUUAGAUUCAAUUUGAAUAAACUGGCUGGCCUGUCUUAUAUUGUUUGAGAGUCAGUAACCAUCACUAAAUAAACCCUGCUGUAGUACUCAUCCUGAGACAUGCUAUGUGAAGUUUCUCAUAAGAAGCUGCUUGGAGAGGUGUGCUUCAGUUGGAAGGAGGGAGUGCAGUAUUUGAAAUUAGCGUGCAUUUUCUCUGUCUCUGGCGUUUUUAUGUGACACGUUUCUUGCCAUCAGUUGUAGUGUAGGGUCUCAUACCUCAAUUUUAAAUGGCCUAGAUGUUUAUUAUCUCUGAACUGUCUUCUAAGCCCAGUAGCCCCAAAAGGAUUUUGUACAUGCUGUAUCCUAAUACAUUUCUGGCCAAC